Molecule: messenger RNA, 399 nt
Organism: Miniopterus natalensis
Lineage: Eukaryota; Metazoa; Chordata; Mammalia; Chiroptera; Miniopteridae
Product: double-headed protease inhibitor, submandibular gland-like
Molecular function (GO): protein binding
Source: RefSeq, a predicted model, not a curated record
AUGAAGGCCAUCACUGUCUUUGCCAUUCUUGCUCUAGCAGCCACAGCUUGGGCUACCUCUCCACCUGCAAUCGGGACACAGGUGGAUUGCUCCAAAUACAUGGGUAAAGGCUCCAGGUUGGCAUGCUCAAGGGAGUUUAAACCAAUAUGUGGCAUAGAUCAGAAAGUUUACAGCAAUGAGUGCAUGUAUUGCAUGCUAAAAGAAGAAAAUGGAAUUCCACUCAGGAAACUUCAUGAUGGGAGAUGUGUUGAAUGCACCCAUUAUUCUGAAGCAUGCACCAUGGAAUACAUCCCUCACUGCGGAUCUGAUGGAGUCGUGUACGCCAACAAAUGUCUGUUUUGCAACAGUGUUGUGAAGAGCCGUGGUCAACUUUAUUUGGCAAACUAUGGAUCAUGCUGA